Molecule: messenger RNA, 9891 nt
Organism: Canis lupus familiaris (dog)
Lineage: Eukaryota; Metazoa; Chordata; Mammalia; Carnivora; Canidae
Gene: AKAP11
Product: A-kinase anchoring protein 11
Exons: 12
Coding region: 325-6024 (1899 amino acids)
Biological process (GO): intracellular protein localization
Cellular component (GO): cytoplasm
Molecular function (GO): protein kinase A binding
Source: RefSeq, a predicted model, not a curated record
CAUCCUUCAGUGUCAGGACCCCAGAGCCCUGGAACCUGGCGCAGCCCAGAUCGCGGGACAGAAACGGAAGGCGCCAAGCAGCUCCCCGGAGCCUGGAUGGUUUGCAUCGUGCUGUCAGAUGUCCUCCGAGGCUGCUCGUCGUUAACGGUUUAGAUGCCCUCGCCAUUCCGUGUCGCGAAUGGAUUGGGCGUACUUUUUAUUAUUCCAGGCGCCUGCCUACUCUGCUUUGCACACACAUAGGCGGGGGUGACCCCAAAGUGUUAAAAGCGUUGGUGUUAAAUGGAUUAAUUCUUCAUUGAUUACACAUACAACAGCAAUAUAGUUAUGGCGACCUUCCAGACUUUGAGAAACAGUCACAUGAAGACUCGAGCAUCUGUCAGAAAAAGCUUCAGUGAAGAUGUGUUCCAGUCUGUCAAGUCUUUAUUACAGAGUGAGAAGGAACUAUGCACUAUAUCAGCAGAGGAUUGUUUAAAGCAGGAUGAACAUGCCAAUUUGACUGAGGUUACAUUUCUAGGUUUUAAUGAAGAAACAGAUGCUGCUCAUAUACAGGAUUUAGCUGCAGUUUCUGUGGAACUUCCAGAUCUUCUGAAUUCAUUGCACUUCUGCAGUCUAAAUGAAAAUGAAAUCAUUUGUAUGAAGGAUAUAAGUAAAUCAUCAGAUACAAACAGUGGUCCUCUAAAUCAGAGUCAGCAUUCUGGAAUGCUCUGCGUCAUGAGAGUGUCACCUACAUUACCAAGACUCAGAAUUGAUUUUAUCUUUAGUCUCCUAAGUAAAUAUGCUACUGGUAUAAGAUACACCCUGGACACAUAUUUGCAUCAGAAGCACCAACUUGAGACUGCUAAGGAAGACGAUGAUGAUGACACCAACCAGUCUGUGUCUUCCAUAGAGGAUGACUUUGUCACUGCUUUUGAGCACUUAGAGGAAGAAGAGGCCUCAAAGCCGUAUAAUGAUGGAAUAAAUAUUACUGCACUAAAGAGCCAGUGUGAUGCUGCUUCACAGACUUCUUCUGGUCACCAUUUAGAAACCCAUGAUUUAAGGAUUCUGGUUAGUUCUGGGAGGCAGAAGUCAUUGGCUAACCCUUCAGCUUCCUUAAUAAAUGUGCUGGGACAUAAAGAACUACCUUCUGUGAAAACUUCAGUCACCACGUUAAUUUCUGAGCCUUGGAUCCAAAAGAGUUUCUACAGGUCAUCUAAUGCUUCAGAUAAAGGUAGUGAUGCACAGAAAACAUUAUUUUCUUCUUCCCCUGCCUACUCCUCUGAAUCUGAAUGCUCAAGUCCAAGUCCUGUUAUUUUCUUGGAUGAAGAGGGUUAUCAGAAAAGUUUAAAAGCAAAACUUGAGUUACCUAAAAUUCCUGUGAUGAAAGAUGAUAUAGAAGAUUCAGACUCAGAAGUAAGUGAAUUUUUUGAUAGUUUUGAUCAGUUUGAUGAACUAGAACAAACUUUAGAGGCUUCUUGUUCAUUUCCAAAAGAUCCUGUCCUAGGGAAGCCAUCGCAAAAGAAAGGACACAAACAUGAAAAAUCUUGCUCUGUAACCACUACUAUGAAUCCUCAAAAAUUCAAGUUUGAUCGUCCAGCUCUCCCAGCUAAUGUUAGAAAGCCAACUCCUCGUAAACCGGAAUCCCCUUAUAGUAACCUGUGUGAUGCCCCGGAUUCACCUCGCCCAGUGAAGGCGUCAGGGGAAGACAGUGGUUUGUUUAGCCCUAUUCGAUCUUCUGCCUUUAGUCCUCUUGGAGGCUGUACUCCUGCUGAAUGUUUUUGCCAAACAGAUACUGGUGGAGAUAAGAUUCAUGAAAAUCAUGAUUCUGUUUAUUACACCUAUGAGGAUUAUGCAAAUAGCAUUUCAUGUGAGGUAUUGGGCUCAGUUCUUCAUACCCAGCACACUCAUGCAACCUCAAAUAUUCAUAGUAUUAAAAAGGGAGAAAAUAAAACCAUAGCUCUUAAGAAUGGAAGCCUUGAUCAAAAAAAUAAAUCUAAAAAUACAUCCUUGAUGAUUAAAGACAGUAUUCAGAAAUUUGCAUCAGAUCUCGUGGAAAAAAGUUUCGGCAGUGCAUUUAAAGACUUACAGAAAGGAGUCUCUUCAUGUACCAAUGCAUUGUGCCAUUUAGCCAUCAAAUUGACAUCGUCCAUUUUUCAGAUGGCAUUUAAUGAACUGAGAAGGCAGUGUGCAUUUUCACUGAGAGAACGUGCCAUUAGCAGUCUGGCUAAUUUUUUGGUGAGCGAAGCUUUAUCAAAUGCUUUACAGGAUUUACAGUAUGUAAAGAAGCAGAUAUUCACAAACACAGUUGCUAGGUUUGCUGCAGAUCUUGCCGAAGAGCUUGUUUUUGAAGGCAUCAUGGAAGUGUGUCAGUUUUCGUAUCCCCCAACACCCACGUCUCCACAGUGUUGGUCGUUGGACUGUGAAGAUAGAGUAGUAAAGUCAUAUGCAAAAGACUUAUCUGAGUCUGUAAUACAGGAAGCGUUUAUUGAGCUUUCACAAGUUGAUGUGACAUUCACAACCAAGGCAGCGGUUAGUGUUUCUACAGAUAACCUAAAGUGUGCGAGCACAGAAAAUUUAGUGCCAUUGACACAGACCUCCACGUUUUCCCCUGCUUUUAACAAUCAGACAGUUAUGGCAACAAGACCCAUGCAGGAAUAUAAAAAGGAAUACACAGUACAGCAGGCCUUGUUUUGUACUUCUGGAGUUGUUACUUCUAUACCAGUGCCCUUGGCGGGAAAUGCCCUUCUCCCAUAUCAUAUUUCAUCUAAUACAUAUCAGGCAAAGUCUCUUCAGUCAUCUGAUGGUAAUAAUUUGAAUGGUGAUUCUAUCCAGACACGUGUUACCACAAAAAACAAAGAAGAGGAAGUAGCAUGUCUCAGAAAUAUUUGUUUACCCUCAGACCACAAUCCAGGUAGCCAGAAAGAUUUUAAACCAACUAAUGAUGAUAUUGAAAUGCAAAGCUCUUCAAAAUUACCAAGUGAUCCUGUGAUUAUUAGCAACUUUUCUACAGCAAUGGUGCAUACGAUUGUAAAUGAAACGCUGGAGUCAAUGACAUCAUUCAAAGGCACGAACACAGUUGAUGAACACACAGAUUGUGUAACUACAGCAGUAAAGGGAAAACCCUUUGCUUUUCACUCUGACCAAGCAACACUGCAACUGAGCGAAGCUAGCAAUAAGGACAUGUUUGCUGAUCAGUUAUCUAAAUCUAUUCUUAAACAUUCCAUAGAUAAAAGCAAAUCAGUGCUUCCAAAUGUAGAUAAAAGUGCUGAACACAAGGAAGGCUUGCCUAUUCCCAGAGAAGAGUCACAAUUCCCCAAAUUUUCUGAUCCUCAAGAUCACUUAACCCACUGUUUGCUUUCAGUAGGAAAGGAUUAUGUUCCAGAAUGUAAAGGUUCAUCAGCUCACGGAUUUUCUUUAGAGACACUACCACCUUGUCCAACAAUUGUAGGUCAGAAACCUGAUUUGAAGGAAGUUGCUAAGGACAAAUCUGUGAAAAAGCAUAAUUUGAAUAAUACAGCACUUGAGCCCUUGUCUUUUGGGCAAGAACACCCUUUUCCUCAUUCACAUACUUUGUCCUCCACAGUGCUUACAUGUGUAGAUGGUUUGCAUGUGGAAGAUAAACAGAAAAUUAGAGAUGGAAAUGUAAUACCUGGCACUCCUCCAUCCACUCCUCUAGUACCAUCCCAGGCUAGUUCUGAAUGGGAUAUUAAGAAGUUAACCAAAAAGCUCAAGGGGGAAUUAGCAAAAGAAUUUGCACCUGCUACGCCACCCUCUACACCUCACAACUCGUCUGUUGGUAGUUUGUCUGAAAAUGAACAAAAUACUAUAGAAAAAGAAGAGUUCAUGUUGAAACUCAUGCGAUCUCUUUCAGAAGAGGUUGAAAGUAGUGAAGACGAAGAGCACCCAGAAGUGGAUGUAAAGUCUGAGCACCCAGGGAAAAAAGUUCAAUUUGCAGAAUCAUUAGCUACCCACAUCAUUUCUCUCGCAACGGAAAUGGCAGCUUCCCAUUUAGAUAAUAAAGUCAUUCAAGAACCCAGGGUUAAAAGCCCUUGCUUAAAUGCACAAAGUCAAAGAAGUGUGUCACCUGCUGUUUUAAAUUGCUCAGAGGAAAAUUUACAAACGUUAUGCAAUUUUGCAAGUGAUAUGGCGGCAGAAGUCAUUACAGAAGCUGAGAAAAUAGCAAAAGUUAGAAGUUGUAUGCCUUUCAGGCAAAGGAAGAAUAGUUGUUACGUUGAUGGUGGCCGAGAUGAUAGAUUAGAAGAGAAGUUGGAAAUGGAGGCUGUAGCAUACCCACGAGAAGGAGAUCCAUUCAUUCUUUCGUUACCACCAAAUCCUUUUAUGUCUGGUCUGACGUAUAAGUAUCCCAGCUGUGAAAGCGUGACAGACGAGUAUGCGGGUCAUAUUAUCCAAGUGCUAAAACAGGAAGGCGGCAAUCGUGAGUUAAUAAUGGACCAGUAUGCCAAUAGACUUGCUUAUCGAUCUGUUAAAUCAGGAUUACAAGAAGCUGCCAAGACAACCAAAAUGAAGUGCAGCUCAAAAAUGUUUCCCCUGCAAAGCUCACAGGUAAAAACCAAGAACGAACUAUUAAUAUUCCUAAAUAAAGAACACCACCAAGAAGUAGAUAAAGAACGACAAAGCAAAAGAAAUGGAGGUUACCUUUGUAAAAAUCAAACCUGUGAAUGGACGCGGGAUACAUAUAAAAAUGAGUCCUCUGAACUGUAUAAUUUUUCAACCUCUCUAGCUCACAGCAUAACAAGAGAUGUCAAAAAAGAGCUGACAACGUCUACGGUUGGCUUGCCAAAAUCCUUAACAGAUUCUUGCCUUUAUGAAAAGUCUGGAUGUGAUGAAGAUACCAAGUCUCACAUUGAGCCAGAAUUUCUUCAGUCUCUUCAGCCUCCCUCACAAAAUCACAGAUUUUAUCACAGUACAGGCAACUUAAAUGGAUAUGGUCAUGGAGAGAAUGUUGUUCAAGCUAUAGAGCAGUAUGCUAAAAAAGUAGUGGAUGACACACUAGAGCUCAGUUUAGGAUCUGCAGUUUUCCAUGAGUCUGAGUCCACGAAAGCAGCUGAUAGGGUCACUUAUGCGGAAAAGUUGUCACCUCUCAUAAGUCAAGCUUGCAGAUACUGUGACCGUAAAGAAUUGCAUGAUUGUACUGGGAAUUCAUCUCAGCACAUUUCUAGACUGGAUUCAUUUGCUAGCGGUAAGCCAGUUUCUGUAUCGAAACUUAGCAACAUCCAUCAGGAGUUUAGAAUUUGUCACCUUGAUGUCCCACAAAUUCAUGUUGGUCUUGAUAAGAAGACAGUGCUUGCUGAGAAGAUAGUUGCUGAAGCUAUUGAAAAAGCAGAGAGAGAGCUGAGCAAUACCAGCUUGGCGGCUGAUAGCGGAAUCGGACAAGAUGGCAUUAGCUUUGUUGAGAGCCUGACCACAGAAAUAAUGACAUCGGCAAUGACGAAUGUUGGACGCGCGGUUAGCAGUCCAAAAGAAAUAGAAGACUUACAGUCAACCGAGUCUUUCGGCAGCCAGCAGAUGAAUCUCAGUAUUGGUGAUGACAGCACGGGUAGCUGGUCUAAUUUAAGUUUUGAAGAUGAACACCAGGAUGAAAGUAGCAGUUUUCAUCACCUAAGUGAAAGUAAUGGUAACAGCAGUAGCUGGAGCAGUCUUGGUUUAGAAGGAGAUUUGUAUGAGGACAAUUUAUCCUUUCCAACAUCAGACAGUGAUGAGCCAGAUGAUAAAGAUGAAGAUCCUGAGGAUGAUGGAGAAGGUUUGGGGCCAGACAGAAAGAUUCUGCUCAUUACCAAUAUUGACAUGGAGCCUUGCACAGUGGAUCCCCAGCUAAGGAUUAUUCUUCAGUGGCUCGUGGCUUCUGAGGCUGAAGUGACAGAACUUUAUCUUCAUGACUCUGCAAAGAAGGAGUUCAUACAACUCUCAAAACGAUUACAAGAAAAGGGAUGGAAGGUGGGGGACGUCGUGCAGGCUGUGCUGCAGUACUAUGAAGUGCAGGAGGAGAGGCACAAGUCACUGUUUGAUUGGCUCUUGGAAGACGCGUAGAACAAACUUCCAGCCAGUACAUUUUAUCGUUUUGAGAGAGGAAGAAAUAGAUCAAGAUGCAUAGGGUAAACUUUGAAUAUUAACAUUUACAGUGAACUGGGAGGGAAGUAAAUCAAGCUUUUUAAGCGCAUUCAGUCAUCCCACGUUGUAUAUAGUUCAUACUUUUGUAAUUUCUGUCAAAGACUAUCUUCAUUAUGCUUCUGUGCACAUGCGUAGUGUGUUAAGACCCUCAGAACGUUGAUUUGAAGGAAAGUCUGACCAUGAGGUUUUCAGGGACAUCGACACCAGUCUUCUUGCAUCUGAAUAGUGCUGCUACAAACCACACUGAGGUGGCUGAGGACAGAGUCCAGGGACAAAGAGUUUUGCUCCUUCACAAACAAAUGCUGUGCUAUUGAGAACUAAUCUGACAAAAGAGCUUUGAGGCUAAUGGGUUCCCCCACACACACAAUAGAACUUCUGUCUUAUUUUUAAAAGUCAAUUUUAUUUCCACAGCUCAGCUCUUGGUAGCUUUUUGAAUCCCUUGCACUAUUUAAUUUCUUAGAAACAUUGGUAUUUUAGGUUCCGAUAAAUACCAUAAAUGAUAGUUUCCCCAUCCUUUCAUCGAAUGACAUUAUUUACUAAUGUUGCCAAUCCAUCUGGCAUGAAAAUGAGUAUGUGUUUGUGUGUGUGUGUAUGUGGAUAAGGGAGACUUUAACCUUGCCUAGUGGGUUUGUGCCCUUUUUUUUAUUUUAGUGUUUUCUUGGUUAGAAACCCUCUGUUGACAUUUAAAAAAUGCUUUAAAAUAAAAUGUCUAUAAAGGUUGUGCAGUAAGAAUUUUUCUUUCUUUCUUUUUUUUUUUUUUUGGCAACUUUGGACCCCUAACUUAUAAAUGAAAAUAAAGGUACAAAACAUGUUAAAAUUUUAAAAAUUAAUGUUGAUAUGGAAAUGCAUCCAGAGAAGCCCAGUAAUGAUUUUCAUGGUCAGAUUUUUGAAAAAAAAAAAAAAAAUCCACAAAACUCUCUGCCUAGCAAGGAUAAGCCUUUUCCAGAAAAAGAAGGGACUUCCAGCACCUUCUCACUCCCAUAACCCCCUCCCGCGAUAAAAUAGUAUCUGCAUUAUUUUGUAAAGUCGUCUGACAUGAUUUUUCUGGGCUCCAUGUUUUCUACUACUUUGUCUUCAGAAACUGCCACUUGACUUGAAUAGAGGACCAAGAUUGUGUCUUGGUUUUGUAUGUGAGGAUAUGCAUGUGUGAAUUUUUGGUUCUUCCAUUAGUGUUUUGUAAUCUAGAAUAAAUCACUUUUCGUUGGGGGCUUUUGGUUUUGCUCCAUUUCAUUUUCUUUUUUCCCGGAGCACUGACAGUUCUGGAAGCUGCACAAAGUGUAGAAGACAUAGCACCCACCAAGGGGCAAGGAAUAAGGGCACUUAUAUUAAUUUGAAUUAAUAAUUAUGAGAGAAAUGUAUUUUAUAAUGAGAGAGUAAAGUUCGCUUAAGAAAAAAUGCCCAAAGCUACUUAAAUAUUUUGAGGUUACAGUGUGAACUUUGAUUUUUCUCAACUUAAAGAAAUAGAGCAAGCUUUAUAAAUAAAUUCACCUAAAGUUUCUUCAAGUAUUUUUUACGGUGGAGUAAUGCAGGAAAUCUGUAUAGCCGGAACUGUUUCUGUCUUUAGCUUCUCCAAACUUGAGAUGCAGCAGCACUGGGCUGGGUUUAUGAACGCUGGGAGCUGGGUUGUUAAUCAUAACAGGGAUUAACUGAUUAUUAGAUUAGAUUGCAUUUUUACACGUAUAUGACUAUCAAGUUGUGUUUAGUAACUUCGAUACACGUACGGGUUUGAUUAACAGCAAAUUGAGUUCUGCCUUUCUUUUAAACUUAAAGUGAAAAUAUAUUCGUUUUGUAAAAAACUUCCUGUGCUUGGAAAUGUUUAUGUUUAUAUCUCUUAUGGUAAUAAUCAUUUUGAAGUAAGAUUUUCCUCCUAUCCUUGUUGUCUCUGCAUUCGCUUGGAGCUGUGCUGGAGUCAGGGUUCCUUUACUUAGCCACCACGGAAGGACAGACCAGUCUGUAGGUGUUAGCAUGUGUGGUAAGAACCCUAAUGGAACUCUACCCUUGUAGCAGUGUAGGGGUGUAGAGAACAAUAUUAAGUAUUAGCAGAUGUGAAAACAAGUGUGAGCAAAGCUCCUUAUAUGGAGAGAAGUAUCUUUUAAUCAAGGACAUUCUAAACUUACUUUCGUUAAAGGCACUUUGUGAUUAUUCCAAAGACAUCUUAUGUCUGUUUGGUUGCUCGGUCUUCAGCCCUGUUUGUUGAGAGGACCACCCCGCCCUCCUCCCCCACCGUCUCAUUUUAUUACUAAUCUACUUGACAUAUUUAUAUUGUAACAUGGUAAUCUUGCCAUUCUGUGCAUUUCGGCCCUCAUGAAAUUACCAUGUCUUAUUCAGAACUCUUAAAAUUGUGAUAUGCAUUGAGUUGAAUUCUGUUUAUCAACUUCAGAACCCUUGAAGGAUCUGUGGAAAGAAAGUGAAUGACAGGAGGCCUCUGAUAAGGGUUCUUUUUUUUUUUUUUAAGAACAUUGUUUUUGACUGAAAUGUAACAAUUCUUUCAUAGCCUUCUUUUCCCAAGGCAAGUUUAAAUUACAUUCAUAUUUUGGAUAUUAUUAAUGUUGGUUUUGAAGAUAUUUCUUGAUUUAUACAAAAUGAAUGAUUAAGUCACGGAGGAAAAUUAAAAUAUCAAUUGGGUUGGUUGAUAGAAUUUAAUGGAGUAAUAAGACCUUUGAGAGUAUUCACUUAGUGAAUACAUGCGAUAACAUCUUUAUACUUUGAAAAAUGUUCCACUUACCCUUUCAGAUAUUUGAUGUGAAUUAAUUCAACUCAUAAUACUUGCAUUUUGCUUAAAUAAGGGUUUUAUGUUGCUGGUAGGAGAAUUUAAUUACUUAUUAAAUGUACCAUGUAUAAAGUGAAAGACCGUUUAUCUACAUGGCUUUGACAUCAGUGCACAUUUGCCAGAAGCAAAACUUAACCCCGACUGAUCAUCAGAAUUCAGACUCAAAAUUUCUUUUUAGUUAAUUAUUUAGCUAAUAGUAUGCUUUCACAAUUCACUGUCAGUUUCCCAUCAGUAUGUUGUUUAAAUUUUAUAUUUCUCAAAGGAAACUUCCCACAGUUUAAAAAAAAUAUAUUAAUGCAUCCACACUCAGGGUAUAGGGAAAAUACUUUUCCAUAUAAAGCCCUGCCCACCUGUCACCAGCACAAGACAGUUAGAGCUUCAGUGGGAAUUAUGUGAUUACCUUCAAGUGAAAUGCAUCUUUCCCCCAUUUUUAGCAAAAGACCCCACACGCAUUUACUCACUUAUAUCCCUGCCCUGAAGAUGGAGAUGCAGUGUUGGUCACUCUUGUCACUUUAUUUAUUUAUUUUUUUGUUUUACCAUCCAUGUACAUUCCUUUCACAUGGGUAGAAUUGUAGUUCUAGAAGUUCAUUAUUUUAUUUUUGUUGUAAUGUUUGAAUACUAUUUAAUAUCGGGUUUUAAUAUUGCUGGAUUUGCUAACUUUGGUUACUUGUGCAGUGUUUAAAGUAAUUCACAUUCUUGUUUAAUAUAUAUAUAUAUAGCAAAAGCAGCUUUGGGUAAUUGUAGCUGUUUAUUUGUGCAGAAUUACUACAUUAAGAUCUCGUAUAACAGUAACUUUUUUUAGCUUUUCUGUCCUUUAAUAUGUUCAUUUACCAAAAUACGAACUUCAGGAUGCACUAUAAUUUUGUUUUUGCAGUGGCUCAAAAUAAACAUUUCAGAAAUCACCUUUGUAAUAAUUUGCAAUUAAUUGUUCUUUUAUCUUUUAUGAAUUGUUUGUCUGUGAUCUUUCCUCUCCCAACUAAGAAUUCUCCAAUAAACGUAAGAGAUGCCUGGCCUCA